GGAGGAAGAAGGCAUAAAACAAAUGCAAGAGCUUACUUCCUUCAAUAUUCACUUGAAGCCAUUUUUUAGCUCAUUCCCGAUAACGGACCCAUCCAUCAUUUCUGCACACAACAUGUGAAAGUGAAACUGAGAUUAACAAACCAAACUCAAAAUUAUCCUUGGCUUGAGGCUUGAGUCUUGAGUUAACGUGUUUUACUUCUACAAAAACAAAAUCGAUUUUACAAUUACCAAUAUACAUGCCAGGCCAGUGCUUCUGCCCCUGUUUCGACUAUGAACAUGACAACCGCACUUCCUCUCAAACGGAGGUGGAGGUGGAGGUGGAGCCGGUGCUGCUGGUGUCGGGCAUCGGAGGCUCCAUUCUGCACUCCAAGAGGAGGAAGUUGGGCUUCGACACACGGGUCUGGGUCCGGAUCUUAUUGGCUGACUUGGAGUUCAAGAAGAAGCUCUGGUCUAUCUACAAUCCCCAAACAGGUUAUACAGAAACGCUAGACAAAAAAACUGAAAUUGUGGUCCCAGAUGACGAUUACGGCCUGUAUGCCAUUGAUAUUCUAGAUCCUUGCUGGUUUGUCAAAUUGAUACGUUUGAAAGAGGUAUACCAGUUCCAUGAUAUGAUUGAUAUGCUUGUCGAGUGUGGGUAUAAAAAGGGAACCACUUUGUUUGGAUACGGUUAUGAUUUUCGACAAAGCAAUAGAAUUGACAAGUCAAUGGAGGGUCUUAAGGUGAAACUGGAAACUGCUUACAAGGCUUCUGGGGGUAGAAAAGUGAAUAUAAUUUCGCAUUCAGUGGGUGGACUGCUAGUCACAUGCUUUAUGUCACUCCAUACUGAUGUAUUUUCAAAGUACGUGAGUAAAUGGAUCUGCAUAGCUUGCCCUUUUCAAGGUGCACCAGGAUGCAUCAAUGAUUCUCUCUUAACUGGAUUGCAGUUUGUUGAAGGCUUGGGAAGUUACCUUUUUGUAUCAAGGUGGACCAUGCACCAGCUGUUGAUUGAGUGUCCAUCAAUCUAUGAGAUGUUGGCAAAUCCAAAAUUUAAUUGGAAAAGGCCGCCAGAAAUUCAGGUUUGGAGGAACAAAUCCACGGAUGGGGAAACUUUGGUUGAUUUGGAGUCUUAUGGCCCAAUUGAAAGCAUCCCUUUGUUUGAAGAAGCAUUGAAAUAUAAUGAGCUAAAUUAUGAUGGUGAAACGGUAGCUUUGCCAUUUAACCAUUCUAUUCUCAGAUGGGCUGCUGAGACUCGCCAAGUUUUGAACAGUGCUAAACUACCAGAUAGCGUCAGCUUCUAUAACAUAUAUGGCACAUCGUUCGGCACCCCUUUUGAUGUUUGCUACGGUUCGGAGACAGCUCCAAUUGAGGACCUGUCUGAAAUAUGCCAUUCAAUACCUCGGUAUUCUUAUGUGGAUGGAGAUGAAACAGUUCCGGCUGAGUCAGCAAAGGCGGAUGGAAUUGCUGCAGUGGAAAGAGUAGCAAUAGCUGCAAGGCACCGGGAACUAUUACGGGACAAAACAGUUUUUCAACAUAUCCUAAGGUGGUUGGGAGUCGAACAGAAGGUCAGCAGACAUUCUAAGACAUCCAGAGUUGCAGACGCCUCUUCAAAUAAGCGUGCUUGAAAAUUGAAGGAAAUUCUGUGUUCAAAUUAUAACUAUAAUAGCACCUUAUAAUUGUAUUGAAUAUUGUGUUUUUUAGUGUUAUUUGUUAUUUGAGUACUAUAUGUAUAAUAUUCUUAGCGUGCAUGUUAAUUUCAUUGAGUGGUGGCGUGUGAUAUUGAAUUUAAAUCACAUUUACAUACGCUAUACUAUAUAUGAAUGAAUUUUGCCACGGAAAA
Malus domestica (apple) is the source of this 1816-nucleotide messenger RNA. Its product is annotated as phospholipase A(1) LCAT3-like. Gene Ontology annotation, biological process: lipid metabolic process. NCBI's taxonomy places the organism in Eukaryota, Viridiplantae, Streptophyta, Magnoliopsida, Rosales, Rosaceae. The record is from RefSeq and is a predicted model, not a curated record.